Zingiber officinale is the source of this 1181-nucleotide messenger RNA. Its product is annotated as expansin-like A2. NCBI's taxonomy places the organism in Eukaryota, Viridiplantae, Streptophyta, Magnoliopsida, Zingiberales, Zingiberaceae. Gene Ontology annotation, cellular component: extracellular region. The record is from RefSeq and is a predicted model, not a curated record. The transcript is spliced from 5 exons. The coding region runs from base 145 to 954 and encodes 269 amino acids.
GCUCCAGCUGUAUACUCUCUCCGGAAGACUUCUGUCACUGCCAUUAAAGUUUGUAGCCGACCUUGUUGCUCUUCUUCUCCCCCUCACUGCCAUUAAGUAUCUGUUGAACACACUUCCCCUUUCCAUUCCCAAAUUGCAGCGGGGAUGGACCGGAGUAUGAGUGAAAACAAGUUAUGCCCAUUCUCUCUUCUCUUCCUUUUCUUGAUUUCCUCCGCUUCAGGCUGCGAUAGGUGCGUGCAUCAGUCCAAAGUAGCUUACUACUCCUCUGCUUCCGCCGUCGCAGAUGGAGCUUGUGGAUACGGAUCCAUGGCUGCGGGCUUCAAUGGAGGCUAUGUGGCGGCAGGGAGUCCCCGCGUUCACAGAGGGGGCGUGGGGUGCGGAGCUUGUUUCCAGAUGAGAUGCAAGAACGCGAACAUCUGUAGCAGAGGAGGAGUGAAGGUGACAUUGACAGACCUCAACAAGAGCAACAGCACAGAUUUCGUCCUCAGUGGCCCCGCUUUCAUGGCCAUGGCGAGGAAUGGCAUGGCGCGAGAACUCAACAAGCUCGGCAUUCUCGACGUGGAAUACAAGAGGAUUCCUUGCGACUACGAGAGCAAGAAUCUAUCGAUCAGAGUGGAAGAGAACAGCAGGAGGCCAAGCUACUUGGCCGUCAAGUUCGUGUACCAGGGAGGCCAAACUGACAUAGUAGGAGUCGAUGUAGCCCGGGUCGGUGCGUCGAAUUGGCAGUUCAUGAAGCGGGAUUAUGGUCCGGUGUGGAGCACGAGCCGCGCGCCGGCUGGGCCGCUGCAGUUUCGGAUGGUCGUGACCGCCGGCUACGACGGCAAAUGGGUUUGGGCGCGGACCGCAGUCCUGCCGAGUGACUGGAACGCCGGUUCGGUCUACGAUUUGGGGGUUCAGAUCGACGACGUCGCCCAGGAAGGGUGUGACCCUUGCGACACACGAGACUGGAAAUGACGUCAGCACACUUUUUUUUUUUUAAUGUAUCUUUUCUCCUUGUUUUAAGGCAAGAGUCUUGUAAUGUAUUUGUUUUUUAUGCCAUGAUUAAAAAACAAAAAACAUCAUCCAAGAUUUAAUGCAAGGAAAUCUGGAUAGAAAAUGACUCCUGUCUGGGCCAGGUCAGCAGUCUGUUUGAGUUUAGUUGGACAAAUUGUCUUAAUUUAAGUAUGAUUGAGAUUGAUUAA